CUAUCUAUCUAUCUAUCUAUUUAUCUACCUAUCUACCUAUCUAUCUAUCUUUCCACAGCAGAUAAAAUUGGAUGCUAAAAACUCAUCCUAGUUUUGUCGACACGAAGGAUUUUGAGCAGGAGAUCAGACAUUAAGCUGUCGCGAGGAAGACGAGUUGAGUGGUUUGCAGAAGAAGGCAUGUUAAGAUGGAGGACACGAAUGAUGAUGAACAGAUGAUAGAGGAAAGUCUAGUGGAUGAAUCUCAAUCCCAAACGAACAACAAACCCAAAUUGGAAAAUGGUCAAUGUGUUCUGGCAAUUCCAAGCUAUUCUCUCAUCAACCCCAGUUUUGAUCUCUCACUAUGCAACUCCACACUGGGGAGGAAAGGCUUCCAGAUCCCGGUCGCAGACAUUGAGGUUCCGCUGAAAACAGCGUUGGAAGUUCCCGCAGUCAGAAGAUUUAUGAUUUUCAACUCAUCUCUUUUCCAUUUCAUCAUGGCACCGUUUCUGUACGUGGUGUUGUGGUGCGCCAUCUUCUCCACCCUCUAUCUGACCCUCAGCAACUACUGGAUCUUGUGUCUGUGUGUCAGCCUGAUCUCCAUCUUCCUCACCACCACGAUCAUGUUUGUUCUCAACCAGAAUAAAAAGGAGAUCAACCUGAACUUGGACGUGCGGCUGAUCCAAGUAAAUGAGACGAUGGUCAAGCACAAGCUGCUGGUCGCCGUGGACGACUGGGUGUACAAUUGCAAAGGAAGCAUGCAGCUGUACUUUGUGUAUUGGGACAUGACUUAUUGUUUGCAAACGCUGACUGAAAUGCUGGAGGAGGACAGUUUAGCGGGCAUUGACAUCUGGAGCAAACUCCAAAAAAAGAUGUCCAAUCUAGUCCUAGUGGCCGAGGUCCCGAGCAGGGACCUCGAUGAAUGUCACUCAGAGGUGGAGCACGGUUCAGAAGAGCAGAGGCUUCUGUUAAAAAAUGAAGACAAAGGCUAUACUUCUUCUUCUAAAGUCACAACUAACUACAGUCUCAUCCCUGAUGCAUCCUUACCCGCCCAGGCUCGUGCCCACCAGUUGUUGAUGACCUACAGCGCCGCCUACGUCAAGCUGCUGGUGUCUAAUAGGCUGUCUGGGACGUCACACCAUGACCUCCAACCACCAAGGAACCACUGCCCUGCUGCACCUCUCUGCCUCUGCCAGUUCAUCCAACUGAAGAUUCUCAAAUAGUACAACAGAAUGGACGCAACCAGUUUCAUCGUCAAAAUUGUAUAAUCUGUUACUUUAAAUGUACUUUUCUUUGUCCAUUCAUCAAGAAGAACGUUUGUGCUCUGUUGUUUCACCCUUUCAGGGAUAGCGGUUACUACAGUGGACAGCUUACAGGGUGUGUGAAAAGGAUUAACCUCAGAGAGCCUCCACUAUCUGUUAUAGGACAUCUAAAAACUAUUAAAUGGGCUUGAAGUCAAAACUUUCAGGUGAUUCCACAUCAACCUCAUUCAAUGAUGCAAAACCGGGACACAAUCCAGAAAGUAGCCAGUAUCACCCUUCAUCCUUUUAUUCAAAUCACAGCCCUGUUAUCUGGGAUGCACUGAACCCCACCUAAAGAAAGUUGGCACUCUAUGAAGGAAACUGAAGAGAGGCAUGGAGCGUGAGGCCAACUUCAACAAUUUCAGACGCUCGCUCUCCUCGGGUGGCUAAAUGACCAUCUGUGAUCCUGUGCGUACAAAGCUGGCUCAGUUUCCAUCUUUUGCCUCCCAGUUCCCAUCCCAUAUCCGAGCAUACUUUCUCCAUUGGCCAGACGUUGGCUUUUCUUGGACAUUUAUUAUUAUUUUUUGUCACUACAAAAACAACAGCAACAGAAAAAAAUCUCCAGCUUGAAUUUCAAAGUGAAAUUCAGGUGGCAUGUAUUGUAUUCUUCUACCGCGGCUUGGCUUUUGAUUGACUUUUGUCGAAAAUCAGCUGGGAUAGCCUCGGGUUCAUAAAAACGGAUAUGAAUUAGAAUAUUUGUUUGGACUGAAAAGAUGCAAGUCCAUCAAAUCGAAUCAGAUAGUUCCAAUUGUUUUAAAUAUUUUUUAAAUGGUUAACACAGCUCUUGAAGUGAAAUGUCCUUUUUAUUGUCAAGAUCUCAUAAAUAUGGCCGUGAGUGUUCGCACGUCACAGAGAGAAGGCAGAAGAUUGAGGGAAGAAAAAAAUUGAACAUGGGGACAGCAGCUUUGCGUAGGCGUGGCCGCUUUAGAGCGCCCCGUUGUUCCGGCAUAAAAAAGCCGUUGAGGCUAUAUUUUUUGUACGAUUCAUCUGGUUCCAUCAUUCGUAAAAUGGAAACUGAAAUGUGUCCUUUCCCGGCAAGCCAUCCAUAGUCCAUCAUCUGGUUUUGCAUCCCAAGCGCACUGACGUACUCUCUCAAUGGCAUUGAGUGACUGCACAACUGUCUUACCACGACAUAAAGAUAAAAACAUCCCUCUUUAAUCCCAAGAAUUAAGCAAAUAUGCACAUAAUAGGGAGACACACUGUAAUAGUGCAUGAGAGCAAGAGGGGAAAAAGACAGGCACAGAAAAACGGGUCAGCUAUAAAUAGCUUUUUAGUUAGAUGUUGAAGAGACACACACACACACACCCAUAAAAAAUGCUCUCCUCCAAAUUGUUUUGUGUCAUGGACCAUAAUUCAUAUAUUUUAUUCAUGACUCAAAAGAGCCCGACUCCUGUGCAACACACCCAUAAAUAAAUAAUCACAAUUUAACAAAAUCGGGUACACUAUGUAUUUACUUGUCAGCCACCCCGUUGGAAAAAAAAAACAGAAUCACAGCUACUUGACAAGGUCAAAUGAAAUCAAAUAAAGAAUAAGCACAUAAA
Molecule: messenger RNA, 2818 nt
Organism: Hippocampus zosterae (dwarf seahorse)
Lineage: Eukaryota; Metazoa; Chordata; Actinopteri; Syngnathiformes; Syngnathidae
Gene: tmem268
Product: transmembrane protein 268
Exons: 10
Coding region: 186-1199 (337 amino acids)
Source: RefSeq, a predicted model, not a curated record